Orbicella faveolata is the source of this 3835-nucleotide messenger RNA. RefSeq names its product ATP-binding cassette sub-family C member 4-like. Lineage: Eukaryota; Metazoa; Cnidaria; Anthozoa; Scleractinia; Merulinidae. Gene Ontology annotation, cellular component: membrane. Gene Ontology annotation, molecular function: ATP binding; ABC-type transporter activity; ATP hydrolysis activity. Gene Ontology annotation, biological process: transmembrane transport. The record is from RefSeq and is a predicted model, not a curated record.
ACCCAUUUGCACACCUGGGUGGAGAGAGGCACUGUGAGAGAAUAGUGUCCUUCCCAAGAACGCAACACAAUGUUCUCGGUCAGGGUUUGAAUUCGGACUGCUCGAUCCCGAAUUGAGCGCACUAACCAUGAGGCGACGAAGUACGAAGGUUGGAAGACAAGAGAUAUGGUGGUUGAAACUAAGUUCAUGCGGUGAUUAAGCCAUUUUAUGUGGGAACCCCGGUUCGGCCUAGUCCACGUUGUUUUGCCGUUCUGAUUUAGCUUUCUUUUCAAAUUGCCAAUCGGAUAAUUUACUUUUGAGAUACGCUAAAAUUCCAAAUUGAGACCCUUUUAAUAAGAUCUACAUUCCUAACGGCCUCGGUAGCUCUUUCAUAAUAAUAAACCCUUUGUUUGGCACAUUGAUAGCAAUGUGUGUCGUCACUGAUAUCUUUGCUAUAUUGCCUACGAAAAGUUACUCAAGAUUGUAUGCUUUCAUUUAGAAAUGAAAUCAAUGUCAUUCGUGACAAGAGUACCGUUCUGUCAGGAGUUGCUGGCUUGGAGUACAGUUCAGUACCAAUGGCGACCCUUGUGGCGGUGAUAACUCUAGUAUUGACCGGUCACACCCUCACGCCCGUGAAUGCUUUCAUGCUCCUCUGUUUUAUUAAUAGACUACGACAGUGCAUUUGCUUUUACUUGGCGUACGGUUUUCUAGAAACGUACGAAGCUUAUGCUUCUCUCAGGAGAAUAGAGGAAUUUUUCCUUUCUGAAAAUUUGCGAGGUACGUCAAGUGAUCUCAGAAAAGCCGCAGCUAACGCAAAAAGAAACUCCAGGAAAUUACGGAGUGGUCUUACGAAACAUCCGAAGAAAACGGAAGAAGCUGACGAGACAAAAGCUCGGAAGAAACCGACAGCUCUAGCCGUUUCAGGUUUGACGUACAGAAAAUUCAACCGGGAAGAUGAAUUUUUUCUGGAAAAUAUCGAAUUAACCGCAGCGGCACAGAGUUUAACAGUCAUCACUGGUCCAGUGGGCAGUGGAAAAUCUACUCUUCUCUCGGCGAUCGCUGGCGAGGUCUCAAACACAAGCGGAAAAAUAGCCUUCCAAGGGACACUUGUGUAUGUUCCCCAGACAGCUUGGGUCUUCUCUGGAACCAUAAGAGAAAACGUUUUGUUUGGCCAACCAUACGAUGAACCCAAAUACUCCAGAGUAAUGGAAGCAUGCGCCCUUACGGAAGACAUCCAGCGGUUUCCUGAGUAUGACCAAACAAUUGUCGGAGAACGUGGUGAAGUUCUGAGUGGAGGUCAGCGGGCGAGAGUAGGUUUAGCACGCGCAGUUUACUCCGAUGCGGACCUUUACUUGUUGGACGACCCAUUGAGUGCUGUGGACUACAAAGUUGGCCAGCACAUCUUUGAAAAAUGCAUCAAAGGCUUUUUGAGUGACAAAACAUGCCUGCUGGUCUCUCAUCAAGAACAACAUAUGAAAGAAGCCGAUGAAGUGGUUAUGUUUUACAGAGGCCGAGUGUUGAAAAAGGGAAGUUUUGCUGAGCUACAAGAACAAGGCAUCCUGAACAAGACUGUUGAUCCGCUCUAUAAGAAAGUUCCGGAGGAGGAAAAUAGCAACGAAUUUGUUUGGGAGAAUGAAACGGAAAGCGAUGUUGCAGAUAACUAUGACAGCAUGGCGGCGCUACCCAAUGAGGCCAAGGGUCUGCAAAUAUCAGAAGAAGAUCGCACCAUCGGAGUGGUGUCAUUUAAGCUUUAUUGGAAUUACUUCAGAAGCGGAGCACAAAUAUUGACGAUCUUCGGGAUAAUGUCCUUGUGUGUAAUUACUCAAGCGAUGAUAGUUUCUCCAGACGUGUGGCUCUCUCUUUUGACAAGAAAAUCUCCAGACGAUCAGAGAGACAAGACCAACCUUGCUAUUUAUGGCUGUCUGGUCGGUGCAUCCUUCGUGUUUGCCAUCUUACGAGCGUAUGGAUUCCUUCUCGUUUCUCUGUUAUGUUCUGAGCGUCUUCACGACAAAAUGGUUGUUGCUAUUCUGCAAUCUCCGGUUCUUUUCUUUGAUUCAAACCCCGUGGGAAGAAUCCUUAAUCGAUUUUCUAAAGAUAUAGGUUGUGUAGACGAGUUGCUUCCUAAAACAUUUCUGUUUUCAAUCCAGUUGGUGUUGCUAGUGAUUGCAUCAAUUCUUGUCCCAGUCGUCACAAAUCCUUGGCUUCUACUCGUUGUUGUUCCAACGAUUGUGGCAGUCGUGUACAUCUCCAAGUAUUACUUGAAGACGGCCAGAGAGCUGAAGAGGUUGGAGUCGAUAUGCCGUAGCCCAGUCUUCUCUCACCUUUCUGAGACUCUCAAUGGACUGGACACGAUUCGGACAAGAGGCAGACAAAAGGAUUUCGUGGAUCAGUUUUAUAGAUAUCAAGAUGUUCAUAACCAGUCAAAUAUUAUGGUGAUGGCCAGUGGGAGAUGGCUUGGUGUUCGCUUGGAUCUUCUAGCUUCCCUGUUAAUUGGUUCAGUUGCUUUGGCGGCAGUUUUCAUGUCUCAAGAUGCUGCUUCAGCAGGCCUUGCACUUGUUUACGCCAUUCAGACUGUGUCUCAGACUCAAUACGCUACCAGAAAAGCCUCGGACGUCGAGAACCUAAUGACGUCGGUUGAACGAGUUAUGACGUACACCGAACUUGAAUCUGAGCCAGGAUACAAAGUGAAAAGGCUUCCCCCGGAUCACUGGCCAAGCGAAGGAAAUAUCACAUUCCAAGAUGUAUCUUUGAUUUACUAUCCGGGAGGUCCUCAAGUUCUGAGGAGAAUCAAUCUUAACAUUAAAGCAGGAGCAAAGGUCGGUGUUGCAGGGCGCACUGGGGCCGGGAAGUCAUCUUUUGUGGCAGCUCUUAUGCGCAUGCCAGACGCGGAAGGAGAGAUAAUGGUGGACGGGAUUCGAAUGAAAGAGAUCAAUCUACGAGAGGCGCGACGAUGUAUAUCCGUUCUUGGUCAAAGUCCAGUUCUCUUUAGUGGAUCGUUAAGAAAAAAUCUCGAUCUUGCGGAGCAGUUUCAAGACGUAGAUUUAUGGAGAGCUUUAGAAGAUGUGCAACUGAAAGAACUGGUAGAGAGUUUUGAGGGACAGCUUGAUCACGAGCUGCUGGAACAUGGCGCAAAUGUCAGUGUGGGAGAACGACAGCUGGUUUGCUUGGCGCGCGUGCUUUUGCAACGAAGCAAGAUCAUCGUUUUGGAUGAGCCUACCUCACAUGUUGACCCAGAAACAGAAAAAACAAUCUGGAACGUAGUGCGUGAGAAAUUAAAGGAUUCCACAGUGAUCACUAUAGCUCAUCGUUUGAACACAAUCAAAGACUGUGACAUGAUUUUGGUUUUAAAAAAUGGGGAGGUUGAUGAAUUUGAUAGAUUUGAUUCUCUAAUGAAUAUCGAAGACAGAACAUUAUGAAGUGCCUAUGAUGAAAUUGUUGGGGAGUUUUUAAACACACUUAAUUAGUGGGACGCUAUUGAAACCAGCUCAGAUAUUUGGUCAGAAUAACUUAAAACAUCACAGGUUUCGUAACCACAUUUUUAGGUAAACUACGGGCAAAACCUAAUUAUCAUCGACGGCUAACCGUAAACACGAAAACCUAAGAGUUAUUCAGCUAUAGUAAUCGGAGUGCUCUUCGGGCUGUGCAAGUCUACAGAUCUGUAGUCUGCUUACACUCCUGCUAGCCUGUUUAGGGUUAGUUGCGGUGAUUUCAUUUCAAUUUUAUCGGUUACAGUGUUUCGUUCGUAUCGUCGUGGACGUUUGGUUUCUUUGUUUCGGUGAUAUAUUUCCAUUUCUACGGCAUCAUGAUCCCCCACGAGGGGCCUGACCUUUUAAAAAACAAACUCCUAUUUUUCAAG